This is a messenger RNA of Andrographis paniculata, 1625 nucleotides long. Its product is annotated as 15-cis-zeta-carotene isomerase, chloroplastic-like. The transcript is spliced from 4 exons. Gene Ontology annotation, biological process: carotene biosynthetic process. The coding region runs from base 92 to 1354 and encodes 420 amino acids. Lineage: Eukaryota; Viridiplantae; Streptophyta; Magnoliopsida; Lamiales; Acanthaceae. The record is from RefSeq and is a predicted model, not a curated record. Gene Ontology annotation, cellular component: chloroplast. Gene Ontology annotation, molecular function: 9,15,9'-tri-cis-zeta-carotene isomerase activity.
CUUCCUUCCACCCACUCUCCAGAUUCCUAACACUAAACUACAAAAUUUUAGCUAUGGAGAAUCCUUCCCCUUUCUCAAAUCACUCUCAACUAUGGCCGCCGCCGCCGCUUCUUCGAUGCUCUCCUGCGCUCCUUUUUCCCCGCCCAAACACAAUUGCCUUUCUCCUCACCUUCCAUCCACCCGUUCCUCUUUUCGCCCUAACCCUAACCCUAACCCUAACAGGGGAGGAGCUGGAGCGUCGCCGCUCAAAUUCAAUCCCAAAUUCCGAUUGAGGCCGGAGAAAUUCGCGCUUCAUGUCGCGGAAUCCAAAGCCGAAGCCGAAGCCGAAGCCGGUCGACGUCCUCCGGCGGGGGUGGGGGAGGACUCGGCGGAAUUCGUUCUGUCGGAGCAGAGGAUCUCGUCAUGGUUGUACUUCGGGGGAAUAUUGGGGGUGGUGCUGGGCGUGCUGAACGUGGCGUGGAUCGACAACUCCACCGGAUUCGGCCAUGUCUACGUCGAUGCCCUUUCCGGCGGAAGCCCCGAGGUAGACCUUGAGACGUCGGAGUUUAAACUCAUGAUCGUAACCGGUUACAAAUCUCUUACGGAAGAAGCCCAAGUCUAUUUUUAUUCAACUAACGGGAUGACGAUGAUGUGUUUAUGUCGUUGUUUUCCGCACGCACAGGUUACCAUGCUGCUUCUUAUUUUGGUAUUCGGCUUAGUUCAUAGCGGGUUGGCUAGUCUAAGGGAUGUGGGCGAGAAACUAGUGGGAGAGCGAGCAUUUCGUGUAUUGUUUGCCGCAGUAUCUCUACCCUUAGCCGUUACCACCGUCGUGUAUUUCAUCAACCAUAGAUACGACGGCAUGCAGCUGUGGCAGCUUCAAGGCGUUGCCGGGUUGCACCAAUUUAUUUGGUUCGCAAACUUCGUCUCUUUCUUCUUCCUCUACCCGUCCACGUUCAACCUGUUGGAAGUUGCCGCAGUCGAUAAGCCAAAAAUGCAUCUGUGGGAGACGGGAAUAAUCAGAAUUACGCGCCAUCCGCAGAUGGUCGGACAAGUGAUUUGGUGCCUUGCACACACACUCUGGAUUGGUAACUCAGUCGCAGUGGCAGCAUCCGUAGGCCUAAUUGCGCACCAUCUGUUCGGCGUCUGGAACGGCGAUCGACGGCUGGCCAUACGCCACGGCGAAGCUUUCGAAAUCGUCAAGAGCAGGACGAGUGUUGUCCCCUUUGCCGCCAUCUUUGAGGGCCGUCAGAAGCUGCCGGAUGACUACCUGAAAGAAUUCCUGCGGCUGCCGUAUCUUGCAAUAACGGUGUUGACAUUAGGAGCGUAUUUCGCUCACCCGCUCAUGCAGGCUGCUAGCUUCCGACUCCAUUGGUAAAAAGAUGACGACCGAAUAUUCGUACAGCAGAUACAUGUGUGAUUCAUACAAAGAUUCGGAGAAUUCAACUCGGCGCUGCAAUAAAAUCUUCAAAUCCGGCAUUCACCAUUGAACCUGCAAGUAAAUUAAGCGACAACGUAAUCAAAAGGGCAAAGGACGACAAGUCUUCAAAUGAAUUAUGUACUAAGCUAUGCAUUAAGUCGAAAAAGAGAUAGACUAUCAUGCAAACGGUACAAAUUUUCAAAUAAUACCAUAACAUAUGCUCAUACAA